Molecule: messenger RNA, 1292 nt
Organism: Rubroshorea leprosula
Lineage: Eukaryota; Viridiplantae; Streptophyta; Magnoliopsida; Malvales; Dipterocarpaceae
Source: the annotation of a GenBank genome assembly
ACAUCACAAGGGAUAUCAUUCUCUUGAUUUAACUACUAAUAAAAUCAUCAUCUCGCGAGAUGUUGUAUGCUGUACUCUCACUUUCCAUACAACCACAUCUUAAGUCUCCACUUGUCCCACUUGCUAGUCCUUCCACUGUACCAUCUUCAGUUGUCCCUAAUUCCUCAACUAUUCCUGUUUCUACUUUGUCGUACACAUCCAAGUCCCUUGCAUAUUCACCACUUGGGCCAGCUACUUCUCCACUUGCUGUGUCGCGUAGUCCGGUUGUUGCCACUUCAUUACCAUUUACUCAUGAUCUUUCUAGUCAUGUAGGUGACCUUAUUGCUGCACGGUCUCUUCUUAAAGCUUCUGAAGUUCUUGUUGUCAAUUCCUCUGUUGCCACCAUUCCUUCAUCUUCUGAUCAUUCUAUGACUCAUGGUGCUAGAACUCAUUCCAUGGUCACAUGGACCCAAGAUGGCACCUGUAAAGUCGAUGUGUUACCUUCUUUGCUUGUUACUGAUUGUGCUUUGAGGGAGCCAAGAAAUUUUAAAGAAGCUAGUAAAGAUUCAGACUGGUGCACUACAAUGGCAGAAGAAUUUUCAGCUCUUCUUCGGAAUAACAGUUGGAGUUUGGUUCCAUGUCCCUCUAAUGCUAAUAUUGUUGGGUUGAAAUGGGUUUAUUGCAUUAAAUAGAGAGCAGAUGAUAAUGUUGAGAGAUUAAAGGCAUGCAUUGUUGCUCAAGGUUACACGCAAUAGCCAAGUAUUGAUUAUGAUGAACUUUUAGUCUUGUUGUCAAGCCUGUUACUAUUUAGACUGUGCUUUCUCUUGCAAUUAUGUGUUCUUGGCCAAUUCAUCAGCUUAAUGUCAAGAAUGCUCUUCUUAACGGUACUUUGUCUAAAACUAUUUACAUGUCUCAGCCUUUUGGUUUUGUUGAUUCAGCUUAUCCAUAUUAUGUAAGUUAUAGAAAGCACUUUAUGGCUUGAAAUAGGCUCUGCAUGCAUGGUUUCACAGGUUUACUUCUAUUCUUCUCUCUUAUGGCUUUGUUCACGCUAAAUUAGAUUGGUCUUUAUUUGUGUUCCGUAAAUCUGGUUUGAUGGCUUAUCUUCUUUUUUAUGUGGAUGAUAUUAUUCUCACUGCUUCGUCUACACUUCUAUUGUGUAAAAUUAUUUCUUUGUUAAAGUCUGAAUUUUAGAUGACUGAUUUGGGAUCUCUGAAUUAUUUUCUUGGCAUUAGUGCUCAAUUUAAUGAUACUGGUUUGCUCCUAUCUCAAUCUAAAUAUGUUGCUGAUUUGCUUGAUAAAAGUGGAAUGUGUGA